Molecule: messenger RNA, 1139 nt
Organism: Solenopsis invicta (red fire ant)
Lineage: Eukaryota; Metazoa; Arthropoda; Insecta; Hymenoptera; Formicidae
Gene: Sbds
Product: ribosome maturation protein SBDS
Exons: 2
Coding region: 246-1007 (253 amino acids)
Biological process (GO): ribosome biogenesis; cytosolic ribosome assembly
Source: RefSeq, a predicted model, not a curated record
UCUAGUCGCCCCGACGUUCGUAUGUCGACGUACGUCGUAGUUUAUCGCAUGCGUCGUUACGUGCCGAACGUGUUGUGUGUGCGUAUCGAUUGUAGCUUAGUUUACAAAACAAUGUGCAAUGUUUUCUGUGACAAAGUGUAAAUAGAAUUGGAAGAAGCCUGUUACCGAUCGAGUGUGCUUCAUUCAUAGCGAUCGUUUGUCAAAAACACUUCAGUCAACCUUAUCGAGUCGAGCUCGCUGCAAAAAUGUCGAAGAUAUUUACGCCAACAAAUCAAAUACGGCUGACAAACGUAGCCGUUGUUCGCAUGAAGAAGGGUGGCAAGCGAUUCGAGAUCGCGUGUUACAAGAACAAAGUGAUGUCCUGGAGAAACAAGCAAGAAAAGGAUAUUGACGAAGUACUGCAAACACAUACAAUAUUCACCAAUGUGUCAAAGGGUCAGGUAGCGAAGAAGGAAGAUCUCUUGAAAGCUUUUGAAACUGAAGAUCAAACUGAGAUCUGCAAACAGAUCCUUGCCAAAGGCGAAUUGCAAGUAUCUGACAAAGAAAGGCAUUUGGCACUGGAAUCCAUGUUCAAAGACAUUGCCACAACAGUUGCCAGCAAGUGUAUAAAUCCAGAGACCAAGCAUCCAUAUCCAGUUACCAUGAUUGAGAAUGCCAUGAGGGACGAGAUACAUUUUUCUGUUAAACCUAAUCGAAAUGCCAAGCAGCAGGCACUAGAUGUUAUCUCACAGCUGAAAGAGGUGAUGCCUCUGGAGCGUGUCCAAAUGCGACUCAGGAUCGUUAUAGCAGAAAAAGAGGCUAGGAAAUUGAAAGAUAAAGUCAUUAAACUCAUGACUAAGAUGGAGACUGAGGAAUGGGAUAACGGAUCGCUAACGAUAAUCUGCUUAAUUGAUCCAGGUCAAUACAGAGCAGUAGAUGAAUUAAUACGAUCAGAAACAAAAGGCACUGGUUUAUUGGAAUUGGUUAACUUAAACGAGGUAGUUGAAGGGGAAGAACUCUUAACUUAAAUUGUAAAUUGUUUCUAGGCAUUGUUAUUCACUGGAGAGAUUCAUAUUUAUUAAUUAUAAUUUAUAUUUUAAGUAUAUGUUGAUAACUUUGUUACAUCUUAAGAUUAUGUCUAAUAAAACAAUUUGCAUUUA